This is a messenger RNA of Aspergillus steynii IBT 23096, 900 nucleotides long. RefSeq names its product acetate uptake transporter family protein. Gene Ontology annotation, cellular component: plasma membrane. The record is from RefSeq and is a predicted model, not a curated record. The coding region runs from base 1 to 900 and encodes 299 amino acids. The transcript has 3 exons. Lineage: Eukaryota; Fungi; Ascomycota; Eurotiomycetes; Eurotiales; Aspergillaceae. Gene Ontology annotation, molecular function: acetate transmembrane transporter activity.
AUGUCUUCGCCCACCGACUCCCCCGAGAAAAAUGAAUUGAAGAACACCACCACUGACGCCAGCACCACCGACUCUAAUCCUCCCCUGGGCCAUGCACAAACAAACCAAUCCUCGCAUGUCGAUUACGGCCACUUUGGCCCCCUCGCCCAUGUCAACACCGCAGAGACCACGCUGCCUGCCUUCGGUGGUGAAUUCCAACCGGGUCUCUAUCGGUCUCCUAAGAACCGCAAGCUAGCCAAUCCCGCGCCCCUGGGUCUUUGUGCUUUUGCCUUGACCACCUUCAUGCUGGGGUGUAUCAAUAUGCAAGUGCGAGAUAUCACUGAGCCCAAUAUGGUUGUUGGCGUGGCGUUCUCUUAUGGCGGGUUGGUUCAGCUUUUGGCUGGCAUGUGGGAAAUGGCCGUCGGAAACACCUUCGGAGCCACCGUGCUCUCCUCUUACGGUGGAUUCUGGAUCUCUCUCGCCAUAACCUUCACCCCCGGUGGGUUUGGCGUCAUGAGCGCCCUCGAAGAAGCCGACGGAGGGAAAGCGGGCAUGUUCUACGAUUCCUUCGGCCUGAUGCUAAUGGGCUGGUUCAUCUUCACAACGCUCAUGCUCCUCUGUACCCUCAAGUCCACCUUUGCCUUCUUUACUCUCUUCUUCGUCGUCGACAUCGCUCUCCUCCUGUUGGCGAUUGGGUAUAUCCACCGCGGUCCCGACGGCCAACCUGCCGCGAAAAUCAUCAAGGCAGGCGGACUUUUCGCGCUGUUAGGUGCCUUCUUGGCUUGGUAUAAUGCCUUCGCGGGUGUUGCCGACGAUAGCAACAGUUUCAUUAUCGUGCCGGUGGUGCACUUCCCGUGGUCUGAAAAGGGGAAGGAGUCGAGGCGCGCGAGAGUGCGGGCUGCUAAUGAACAGGGCGCCUAG